AGCCCCAAACGACUUGCCCGUUAAUUUUGGUUCUGUAUUCAACUGCCCCCCUCAAACCCUUCCUCCCGCUUCUUCUUUCCAUUCGAAAUCCCUCUCUCUCUCUCUCUCUCUCUCUCCUCUACACGCAUUCUAUUGUUCUCACACCCCAGCAUUUGUCUCUAUUUAUAUACAGUCAGGUGUAUGCCAAGGAGGACUCACUUUUCUGAUCGAACAGUUGAUCAGAGCAAGUGUUAGAAGAGAGAUACAGAGGAGGAAGACAAAGCCCUACCUACUUCAACUGAAAUCAAAGUGAUUUCUGAUUUUCUCUUUGAUCGAGACAUAAUGGCACUGGAAAUUACCCAGUAUCUAUUGUCUGCUCAAUCACCCGAUGCUAAUAUCCGAAAUGAGGCAGAGACUACUCUCAGUCAGUUCCGGGACCAAAACUUGCCUGGAUUUCUGCUGUCAUUAUCUGUUGAACUCGCAAAUGAUGGCAAACCGACUGAGUCUCGUAGACUUGCUGGUAUCAUCCUCAAGAACUCCUUGGAUGCUAAAGAAGCUGCAACAAAGGACCAACUUGUCCAGCAAUGGGUAGCUAUCGAACUUUCUUUUAAAUCCCAGAUAAAAGUCUCUCUUUUAAACACUCUUGGCUCUUCAGUCCGGGAAGCGAGCCACACUGCUGCCCAGGUAGUUGCUAAGAUAGCUUCAAUAGAAGUUCCCCGGAAAGAAUGGCCUGAACUCGUAGGAUUGUUACUUGCCAACAUGACUCAGCCAGAUAGGCCUGCAUCCCUGAAACAGGCUACCCUAGAAACACUUGGUUACGUAUGCGAGGAGAUAUCUAAUGAAGAUCUUGUGCAAGAUGAAGUAAAUGCUGUUCUAACAGCUGUUGUUCAAGGAAUGAAUGUCACAGAGCAAAACUCUGAGGUCCGACUUGCUGCAACUAGGGCCCUGUAUAAUGCCCUUGAUUUUGCACGGACCAACUUUGAUAAUGAGAUGGAGAGGAACUAUAUAAUGAAGGUGAUUUGUGAUGCUGCGCUGGCAAAAGAGACAGAUAUCAGACAGGCUGCAUUUGAAUGUCUAGUUUCCAUUGCAUCAACAUACUAUGAGGUACUUGAACCCUACAUGCCAAGGAUCUUUGAGCUUACCUCUAACGCAGUGAAAGGAGAUGAAGAAGCUGUUGCCCUUCAAGCAGUAGAGUUUUGGAGCUCCAUUUGUGAUGAAGAAUUGGAGAUUCAAGACUACGAGGUUCCUGAGAGUGGGGAUUCUAGUGCUCCACACUCUCACUUUAUUCAGAAGGCUCUACCAACUUUAGUCCCUAUGCUGCUAGAAACUCUACUUAAACAGGAUGAGGAGCAAGAUCAGGAGGAUGGAAUUUGGAAUCUAGCCAUGGCUGGGGGCACAUGUCUUGGUCUUGUCGCUAGGACUGUUGGCGAUGCUAUUGUUCCUCUUGUAAUGCCUUUUGUAGAAAUCAACAUAUCAAAGACUGACUGGCGAUCGCGGGAAGCAGCAACAUAUGCAUUUGGCUCAAUCCUUGAAGGACCGAGCAUUGAGAAAUUAUCACCUAUGGUAAAUGCUGGGCUGGAGUUUUUGCUCAAUGCAAUGCAUGAUGAAAAUAGCCAUGUGAAAGACACUACUGCAUGGACUCUUAGUCGUAUCUUUGAGUUACUGCACUCACCAGCUACCGGUUUCUCUGUGAUUACCCCUGGUAACCUUCAAAGGAUCUUGGGUGUCUUGUUGGGGAGCAUAAAAGACGCUCCACAUGUGGCAGAGAAGGUCUGUGGAGCCAUAUAUUUUCUUGCUCAGGGAUAUGAAGAUGCUGGGCCGAGCUCUUCACUGCUCACCCCCUACCUUCCAGAUAUCUUGAACAGUUUGAUUGCCACAGCUGAACGUACAGAUGGCAGUGACUCUAAGUUGAGGUCUUCUGCAUAUGAAACCUUGAAUGAGGUUGUUAGGUGUUCGAACCUUUCAGAGACAUCUCAGAUAAUUUCCAAACUUCUGCCUGCCAUCAUGUCUAAGUUGGAACAAACGCUAAAUCUUCAGAUUUUAUCAUCCGAUGACAGGGAAAAGCAAGGAGAUUUGCAAGCCUCUCUUUGUGGUGUUCUUCAGGUUUUGAUCCAAAAACUAAGCAGCGCUGAUGAAACUAAGCCUAUAAUACUGCAAGUGGCUGAUCAGAUGAUGCUGCUUUUCCUAAAUGUAUUUGCCUGCCGUAGUUCUACUGUCCAUGAAGAAGCUAUGCUUGCUAUUGGUGCACUGGCGUAUGCAGUUGGACCAGAAUUUGGGAAGUACAUGCAAGAGUUCUAUAAGUAUCUAGAGAUGGGUUUGCAGAAUUUUGAGGAAUAUCAGGUUUGUUCCAUUUCAGUUGGGGUAGUUGGUGACAUUUGCCGUGCGUUGGAUGACAAGAUCCUGCCAUAUUGUGAUGGGAUCAUGACUCUUCUUCUCAAGGAUCUCUCCAGUGGUGAACUGCACCGCUCAGUUAAACCUCCCAUAUUCUCCUGCUUUGGGGAUAUUGCCCUUGCAAUUGGCGAACACUUUGAGAAGUACAUUAGUUAUGCUUUGCCAAUGAUGCAAAGCGCUUCAGAAGUGUGUGCGCAGAUGGAUAACAGUGAUGAGGAGAUGAUGGACUAUGGCAAUCAGCUGAGGCGCAGCAUUUUUGAGGCUUAUUCUGGAAUUCUUCAGGGAUUCAAGAAUUCCAAGCCUGAUCUGAUGCUACCCCAUGCUCCUCAUCUCCUGCAGUUCCUGGAACUGGUCGCCAAAGACAAGCAGAGGGACGAGAGUGUAACUAAGGCAGCAGUAGCCGUAUUGGGUGAUCUGGCAGAUGCUCUUGGUUCAAACAUAAAGGUUUUGGUCAAGAAUAGUUCAUUCUGCACAGAGUUAUUAGGUGAGUGCCUUCAGUCUGAUGAUGACCAGCUGAAAGAAACAGCAACAUGGACCCAAGGGAUGAUUGGGCGUGCAUUUUCUGUCUGUGGCUGAGCAUUGUCUCUCAGCUGCCACUCUCUGUCCAUGGUGUUGUCCUCUUUUCCUUUGUUCUGACAAAGUCAUUGUCUCAUCCGGGUUCCAACAAAGAUGUUGGUUGAAGUCACGUAUGCUCAAGACUUGUGUACUGCUGGUGAAGAUGCAGAAAUGAUGAAAUUCUUUUCAUUGUCUGCUAAUUAUGGCAAAAUUUUGCUGCUCAAUCAUGUAUGCAUCUACAGCCACCAUGUUUUGGUGGCCUACUACUGCCAAUUAGUAUUAUUCAUUCAUGAAAUGGUACUAGUUCUCUUUAUGGACCCGGUCA
Messenger RNA from Sesamum indicum (sesame), 3250 nucleotides. RefSeq names its product importin subunit beta-1. The record is from RefSeq and is a predicted model, not a curated record. Gene Ontology annotation, biological process: protein import into nucleus. Gene Ontology annotation, molecular function: small GTPase binding. NCBI's taxonomy places the organism in Eukaryota, Viridiplantae, Streptophyta, Magnoliopsida, Lamiales, Pedaliaceae.